GAAAGCUUGUAUUGGCUGAAGAGGCGGCAAUUGGUGACAUCGGGUUUGGGACAUACUUGGCAUACAUUCGUGCUGCAGGGGGCUGGUUGGUGGCUUUCCUUGUGAUUUUGUCAUUCUUUAUAUCAGCUGGGUCACUCGUAUUUAGUGAUUGGUGGCUAAGUCAAUGGAUAACAUCACUUACAAGUAGCUCUGGCAAUGAAAGUGGCAUAGCAAGUGAUAAUACCACGUUAAUGACAUCAACAGAUGUUUCAACAUCUUCCAUAUUAUUGUCUAACGCUAACAAAAGUGAAUACCCAGCAGACAUGUCAAGCGAUCCGAUCAGUUAUGACACUUACUUUACUGUAUAUAUUGCCUCCUUGGCCGGCAUCAUAUUUCUACAGCUCUUCAAAAGUUUCAUCGCAGCAAAGACGGCUAUAACGGCGUCAAAUAAACUUCAUGAAAUAUGUCUGGACAAAGUGGUUAAAGCUCCAAUGUCCUUUUUUGAUUCCAACCCAGUCGGUAGAAUUCUAAAUCGGUUCUCUAAAGAUCUUGACGAAGGUGAUGUAUUCAUACCACAAUUUACCAACACGUUACUACAGAUACUUUCAUUAGUUAUACUAUCUGUUGCAAUGGCAGCCUAUAUAAUACCAUGGAUUUUGAUAGCUAUUGUACCUGUGGUCAUUGUAUUUUAUAUCAUGAAACAAAUAUCGACGGUAUCAGUACGACAGUUGAAACGGUUAGAAAAUAUCUCAAGAUCACCUCUUAUAAGUCACGUUAAUGUGACGUCACAGGGAUUAUCAACGAUCGUUGCCUACCGACAACAAGAACGUUUCUUUGACAGGUGUACUGGAGUAGGCGAUGUUGCUUCUAUGUCCAUAUUCUUAUUUGAGGCGAGCAUGAGAUGGAUCGGACUCCGGCUUGACAUCAUGGCAGCUAUGGUAACUGUAUCUACCAGCCUUAUAUUUAUGGUCACAAAGGGGAUGAUUCCUCCAGCAUCUGCAGGUCUUGUUCUCGGGUUAUGUGGAAAGACAGUGAGUAUCAUCCAAUUUUUGGUUCGUAUGAUGAAUGAGACAGAGGCCAGGUUUACGUCAAUAGAAAGACUUCAUGAAUACAAUACUUCUCUAAUAUCGGAACCACAAAGUGCCGAGAAGAUACCAGAUAAAGAAUGGCCAAGUAAGGGUUCUGUAUCGUUUAAAGAUGUCAUCAUGAAGUAUCGACCUGAUAUGAAUCCGGUCUUGCGCAGUGUCAGUUUCGAUAUAAAACCGAAGGAGAAAGUCGGUAUCGUUGGUCGCACUGGUGCAGGGAAAUCGUCUUUAGCUGCCGCAUUAUUUCGCCUUGUCGAGGUCGGAGGUGGUAGUAUUUGUAUUGAUGGGGAGGAUAUAUCAAAACUUCAUCUAAGCAUUAUACGAUCUAAAAUAUCCACAAUAACUCAGGAACCAGUUCUUUUUGCUGGAACCAUUAGGUACAACAUUGAUCCAUUUUCUAAAUACUCAGACGACAGUAUUUGGGAAGCACUAGACAAAGUACACAUUAAAGAAAAGAUUUUACAGUUUGAUGAAGGGUUGGAAGUAAUGGUUGACGAGAAUGGAGAAAAUUUCUCAGUUGGCGAACGUCAGUUAAUUUGUUUAGCUCGAGCGGUUAUGCGUAGUAGUAAGAUUCUGCUUCUAGAUGAAGCUACAGCCAACAUUGACACAUCUACAGAUGCAAUGAUACAAGAAACUAUCCGAGAAUGUUUCUCAGAUUGUACGGUUAUAACUAUAGCACAUCGGCUCAAUACGGUGUUACACAGCGACAAAAUUAUAGUUCUUGAUUCAGGACAAGUAAUGGAAUGUGCAUCACCGCAAGACUUGCUUACUAAUACAAACUCGUUUUUUAACGCUAUGAUAGCCGCCCAGUCAGUAAAAACGCCUUCACCAUAGUUACUAUCUACAGUUUCAUCAACAAAUUUGUGUUGCCAAGUUGUGUUUAUCUAAAACAAUUAAGCAAACAAAAACAAAUUGUGGUAUUUGUAAAUGUAAAUGUACAACUGAGAAAUAUUCAAGUAUCUGCUAUAUUAGUUUAGUUAGAGAUAUAGAAAAUAAAUUAUUUGAACUCAA
This is a messenger RNA of Ruditapes philippinarum (Manila clam), 2075 nucleotides long. RefSeq names its product ATP-binding cassette sub-family C member 5-like. Lineage: Eukaryota; Metazoa; Mollusca; Bivalvia; Venerida; Veneridae. Gene Ontology annotation, cellular component: membrane. The record is from RefSeq and is a predicted model, not a curated record. Gene Ontology annotation, molecular function: ATP hydrolysis activity; ABC-type transporter activity; ATP binding. The annotation marks the transcript as partial. Gene Ontology annotation, biological process: transmembrane transport. The transcript has 12 exons.